Lactuca sativa (garden lettuce) is the source of this 954-nucleotide messenger RNA. The record is from RefSeq and is a predicted model, not a curated record. NCBI's taxonomy places the organism in Eukaryota, Viridiplantae, Streptophyta, Magnoliopsida, Asterales, Asteraceae.
AUGACAGCACCACAUGAACUACAUCUAAAGCCUGUUUGUUCUUCAAAGCAUAUGUCAGUAUGCUCCCCUUUGGAAAAUUUUGAAAAGAUUUGUUUGAAAAUCAUCAUCACCAUGAUCAUGAAGGUUGAGAUUUCAACAAUUCAUAUUGAUGAUGAUUUUGAUAUGUCGACAAAGACGAUAAAAGCGCAUUCUAAUUCGAAUUAUAAUCAUCGGAUGGGACGGGGAGGAUAUACGGCUCUAAGAGAGAAACUGGUAAAUAAUAAAGUACUUGCCAAAGAUGAAAUGCCACCCCGGUCAUUAAUGUGGUGUAAAGGACGUGAAAACAAAGCAGGAGAAAUAGAAGAUGCUAAUGUAAAACUUAUGGCAGAAAAACUAGUGGAACAUGAAACACAAAUAAAAGAUGGAGAUGUGAAGCUUAAUCCUGGGAUGGAUGCCAUGUCACUAGUCUUUGGCAAGGAUAACGGUGGAUUCUUAAAAGGGGUUGGCACAGGAGUGACUGCUAGUAGAUAUUUCAAUAUUCCUAGAACCAAUGGAUCUUCAAAAGAACAAAUUACGGACCUAAAGUUUGAACUACGGAAUGAGAGACUUGAGCUUCAGAAAAAAGAUGAAGAACUUCAAGCAUUGUCAACAAAGGUGAGAGAACAAGAUAAAACACUAAAGCUAGUUUUAGCUCAUCUUGAAUCACAAGGAACAAUGAUACCAAAUCUACCAUCUCAUCCGAAUGAAUCUCCAACACAAGUCUUUUCAGUGGACAAGAAUGUUGAAUCUCAUGUCACUCCUAUUACUAAUACUAUCAUAGAGAAAGCACCUAUGACAGAUAAAGCAUCGACAAAUGAACCGGUUACACGAUAUUUUGUAAUGGCCAAAAGCACCAAAAUAACUGUUGAAUCUAAGAGUGCGACUACAAAUUCACAUCCAAAAACAAAAGAUACACAUUCACCAAAACUCCCAUAG